Branchiostoma belcheri (Belcher's lancelet) is the source of this 717-nucleotide messenger RNA. RefSeq lists its product as uncharacterized. NCBI's taxonomy places the organism in Eukaryota, Metazoa, Chordata, Leptocardii, Amphioxiformes, Branchiostomatidae. The record is from RefSeq and is a predicted model, not a curated record. The transcript has 5 exons. The coding region runs from base 96 to 710 and encodes 204 amino acids.
AUCGGCCGUGACAUCUGACCCCGCUGUAUUUUACAGCACCGUUAGAAACAUGUAGGGUACUAACUUACUACAAGGGAACGCUUGAGAGCCAGGUUAUGUUUAGAAAUAAAUCGUUCGAAGGGAUGCCUAACAGUGAGGGCAGUGAUGGAGGUCAGGAGAAUAAAGCAAGAAGCAGGCGGUGUUGCAGAUGUUGUACCUGUAAGUGUUGUUCCAUCGCCACUGCCGUCACAGUUGUCGUGGUGAUUGUUGUGCUGUUAGCUGUUUACUUCGGAUUUGGUUAUCCCAUCCACGCCUCCUGCUCCAUCAACUGGACUUUCCACCAGAACUGCUCGUCUGUAAACACCAGUCUGAUAGCCCAGAUGGAGAAGUGGACAUCCAGGGACAACUGUCCGGAUGGAGGACAGAAGUGUCUCUACACGUUCAUCAGUUCAUCCAGUACAGAGCUGAAGGGGACCCACACCACACCUGUACGUGGUUAUGUUGAUGAUAUGACCUUCACUUUCAUGGACCCCCAGGACUCUCCAACAUGUAAUGUCAAGGCUUUCUCUACCUCGCGGGUGUGGUAUGCCUACCUGGACUUUGGAACCAACUAUUGUAACCUGCGCAACCUGGCGGAGGGGGCGGGGCUGACCUCAAGGUCAAACUUCACAGAGGUCACCAGGGACAGUAUCUGUACACAGUACACCUCCAGGAACUGUGAAGUCUACUGAAGACCCU